AUGGGGAAGGGGAAUAGGGAGGAGGUGGGGGGAGGGGGGGAAGGGGAAUGGGGAGGAGGUGAGGGGAAUGGGGAAGGGGGAUGGGGAGGAGGAGAAUGGGGAAAGGGGGAUGGGAGGACGUGGGGGGGGAAGGGAAGGGGGAUGGGAAGGAGGCGAGGAGAAUGGGGAGGAGGAUGGGGAGGGUAUGGGGAGGAGGUGGGGGAAUGGGGAAUGGGGAUGGGAAGGAUGAUAAUGGGGAAGGGGACAUGGGGAGGAGGUAGGGGGGAAUGGGGAAGAGGAAAAGGGGGAUGGGGAGGAGGUGGGGAGGGGAAUGGGAAGAGGUAUUGGGAGGAGGUGGGAGGAAUGGGGAAGGGGGAUAUGGAGGAAGAGAAUGGAGAAGGGGGAUGGGGAGGAGGUGGAGGAGGAGAAUGGGAAGGGGGAUGGGGAGGAGGUGGGGGAAUGGGGAAGGGGGAUGGGGAGGAGGAGAAUGAGGAAGGGAGUGGGGAGGAGGUAGGGGGAAUGCUGAAGGGGGGAUGGGGAGGAGGUGGUGGGAAUGGGAAAGGGGGGUGGGGAGGAGGUAGGGGGAAUGGGGAAGGGGGAGGAGGUGGGGGGAGGGGAAUGGGAAGGGGUAUGGGGAGGAGGUGGUGGGAAUGGGGAAGGGGGAUGGGGAGGAGGAGAAUGGUGAAGGGGGAGGGGAGGAGGUGGGGGAGGGGAACGGGAAGGGGUAUGGGGAGGAGGCGAGGAGAAUGGGGAGGAGGAUGGGGAGGGUAUGGGGAGGAGGUGGGGAAUGGGGAAUGGGGAUGGGAAGGAUGA
This is a messenger RNA of Ylistrum balloti, 792 nucleotides long. RefSeq lists its product as uncharacterized. The record is from RefSeq and is a predicted model, not a curated record. Lineage: Eukaryota; Metazoa; Mollusca; Bivalvia; Pectinida; Pectinidae. Bases 1 to 792 code for a protein of 263 amino acids. The transcript has a single exon.